GCAAUGGUUGGGUGGUUUUAGAGGGUUUUGCAAUCAGAGAGAAGAGAAAUAGAGCGAGGAAUUUUUUCAGAGAGAGAAAAAUGGAAAUGCAUAGCAUUUGAAACUACGUUUUCUCGAGAAAAUAUGGGAUAGAAAAUGAGAGAAUCCUGGGGAAACUGUGGUGUGAGGGGAAGGAGAAUUGUGUUUUCUUCUUUGAUCUUUGCAUUUGCUUCCAAAUCCUGAGAAUUUCACUGCAAUUUCGCCUUGUACGGGAAAAGGUUUGCACUUUGAACAGAACAACCGUUGCUAAGAGUCUCUGUUUCUGUAUCUCUGGACUCUAUAUGGAUUGAAUUGGGCUGCAAGGAGAUGAUCAGAAGUCUCAAUUCUGAUUGGAAGUUUUGCAAAUCCCAAUUCCCUAGUGCCAUUUCAUUAUCAAAAGCAAGACUUUGGUUGUCGCAGCCAACUAAGCAGUGGCCUUUGAUAUAAUGGUUCUUCUUGCUCGGUUCUGUGAGCUCAAGUGGUUAUAAAGAUUUGCAUGCAUUUCAAAAUUAGAACCUCAAAUGCUGUUUUUUCUGCGUAUGAUGUGUCCUUUGUGGUAUGAUCUCUGAGAUAUGGUGUUGCAGAAAAGGUUAGACUACGGAUUCAAUGGCUAUCAGGUUCCUCCCACACCCCGAGCUACCAGAUCAGCUAGGAGAAGGGGCUCCUUUAAGAAGGAAAUUGGCGAGAACCAAAUGUGUGCAUUUGACUUAUUGGCCAUUGUAGCUGGAAACUUAUUGCUUGAGAAAGAAAGCACUCCCAGUUCUAGUGAUGCGUCAGCUGGGAAAGAUCACUGUACGGUUGUCAAUAAUACUAUUAAAAAUGAAUGGCAAGAUGAACAAAAAAAUAUGAAAGUUGAAGCUCAUGAUCAAGGAAGCCCUGCUAGGAGCUUCUUUGUUUCAGGGCUUGUCUCACAAGAUAAUGAUCAAAAUCAUUGUUCCAAAGGAUCAUUGUAUGCUCAGAAUGAUCACAAUUUAGAAUUAUCUUCUACAGAAGUGACUUCUGAGUGUGCAAAGAGGUUUGAUUCUGAGGAGUUGGUGAACAGCAAAAGCAAGAAUGAAAUAAGAACUUUUGCUAGCAAGGUAGAGGGAGGGUCCUCUGGGUAUAGGGAGUUUAAUGACUGUAAACUAGAGGGUGAAACUAAAAACCUAAUAAAUGAUGGGUCCUGUAAAUCUGGGAAGAUGCAAAAUGGCACUGUGGCUAACACGUGCAGCUUUGAGGAUCCAGUGGUCUGGGAUGGAAAACCUCAUGCACUUGUCAGUUCAGACAGUAGUGCCAAGGUACCUUUGUGUGGGAACAACAUUUCCCAUAGUUCUUACCCUACAAAUGGGGAUAAUCUAAAUGUAGAUAGUAGAGAUGAUGACGAAAACUCUUCUGGGUGUACUCACCCUCGCACCACAAAAAAAUUCUUUAGGCCAGCGCCACGUAUUGGAGAUCGAAGAAUAAGGAAAAUAUUGGCUUCUAAAUACUGGAAAGUAGCUCCAAGAUUGAAGGAUGUGACACUUUCUAACACUGAUGGUGCUGAUUCUAAGUCUCUUUACCACAAGAGGAAGAACUACUACAAAUAUCAGAGGUCUGAAAGGUUAUAUCCUUUCAAAAAGAGGAAACACUUUGCCUAUGCUUCACAAUCAAAUUCUGAAGGAGGGAUUAGUAAUGAGUUUAUUUGCAAUUCACCCCAAAAGGGUAAUGAUGGUGAUGCUUCUGCUUCCGGUAGAAAGAAGCAUGGAGUUAUUGGUGCCUCAUCUUCUGUUGCAGGUCAACACAAUUCAUUCCGACCUAGGGAUUCUCACGUGAAGCUUAGGAUAAAGUCUUUUAAGGUACCAGAGCUAUUUAUUGAGAUUCCAGAAAGUGCAACUGUUGGCUUAUUGAAGAGGACUGUUAUGGAGGCUGUGACUGCUAUACUUGGAGGUGGAUUACAUGUUGGUGUACUUCUUCAGGGAAAGAAGGUUCGUGAUGACAAUAAAACUUUACUGCAGACUGGAAUUUGUCACAAUAUUCAAUUGGAUGCUUUGGGUUUUAGCCUAGAGCCAAAUUCUUCUCGAACUCCCCCUUCUUUGAGCCCUGGAGAUUCUCCCUUUCUGGUUGACACACCACAGCCUGUAAGCAGGUAUCCACCUGCUCCAAGUUUGGUACAGCAGAUCGCUUGUGCUGCUUCUCCUGAGCCUCAUGGGACUAAUUUAGGGAAUUUAAUUGAAAGUGACCAUGAUUCAGCACCCUCUCCUACAGAUAUUGACAAAAGCACUGAUUCAAAAGCUUUGGUUCCUGUGCCAGAAAUGAAUAUAGAGGCACUAGCUGUGGUUCCGGCACACCGGAAAUCCAAGCGAUCUGAGAUUGUGCAGCGCCGAAUUCGUCGACCUUUCUCUGUUGCUGAAGUUGAAGCCUUGGUGCAAGCAGUUGAGAAACUUGGAACUGGAAGGUGGCGUGAUGUCAAACUGCGAGCUUUUGAUAAUGCGAAGCACCGAACUUAUGUGGAUCUGAAGGAUAAAUGGAAAACACUUGUGCACACGGCAAGAAUAUCCCCUCAACAAAGGAGGGGAGAGCCUGUGCCCCAGGAGCUCUUGGACAGGGUCCUUACUGCACAUGCUUUCUGGUCCCAGCAACAAGCCAAGCAACAGCACAAACAGCAGCAACAGCCAGAGACUUGCCUUCUCCUCUGAGGAAAAACAUAGACUAGUGGGUUUAGAGAAGGAUUUCUGUGUAUUCUUGUUAUUAUUGUGUAAAAAGUUGAUGACGAAAAAGGGUGAAAAACAGAAGCCUUGAAGAAUUCUUAUGUAAUAUUUUCUGGCUCUCGCUGUGAUUCUUUUCCUUCGUGGAGAGGUAUGGCACUUGUAAAUGGUGAUGGAAUAAGAGCUUUGCUAACGGGGUUCAUUUCACAAAAA
Hevea brasiliensis (rubber tree) is the source of this 2894-nucleotide messenger RNA. Its product is annotated as telomere repeat-binding protein 5. NCBI's taxonomy places the organism in Eukaryota, Viridiplantae, Streptophyta, Magnoliopsida, Malpighiales, Euphorbiaceae. The transcript has 11 exons. The coding region runs from base 591 to 2672 and encodes 693 amino acids. The record is from RefSeq and is a predicted model, not a curated record.